UAUUUAUACAGUUUACAGUAGGAUCGGCAUCAUGCAUGAAUAUAAACCGCGCCCACAAAACGGAGCUGCUAUUUUUAAUGGAAUGCUUACAGCCUUACAUCUUAAUUUUAUUGUAACUUUAAAACAAGUGAUGUAUACUAUAUCUAUGAAUACAUUUUGCAUUAGCUUAUAUUAUGAUUUAUUAUUUUCUGUGUCAGAGAAAGAUUAAUUAAAAAAAUAAAUAAAAAAUAA
Molecule: messenger RNA, 231 nt
Organism: Rhizophagus irregularis DAOM 181602=DAOM 197198
Lineage: Eukaryota; Fungi; Glomeromycota; Glomeromycetes; Glomerales; Glomeraceae
Source: RefSeq, a predicted model, not a curated record